AGAAUGUUUCCCGGCUGCAGUAGCUCUAGGUUAGGCAUUGUUUCCUGUUGUUAUCCCCAACGGCAACGGAAGUUUGCAGCUGGGGCCUCACACUAGGAUUUGCGAGAGAGUACUUACAAUGCAAUAUAAAGUAAAACACCUGCCCGCCAAACUCUGAUCCACUGUAUCACCGCUCGGUCCUUCUAGGAAUAGUCCUGCUUCCUUCAGAUUUUCUCCCGUUGUCCCGGGUUAACCCCUGCAGGCCCGACACUCUGGGACAAGCCACGAAGUGACUGGAACAGAAACAUUAAAUGUCGGCACUAUCCGGCCGGUCAACAUACUGGGAAAGACCUGUAAACAGCAUGCCCCGACAUGUUGAGCUGCUACAGCAAGAGAGUGCAGGAGUGCAGCCUGAGGAAUUCUCUCAGACAGAGAAGAACAGAGGGCAGAAGCAGAAGGAUCUCCCAAGAGAGAAGCAGAAGGAAGUAAACUACCCCCUGGGAUUGGAAUAGUUCAGAGAGAGAGAGAGAGAACAAUAUUUGAAAAAGCGUCUCUCAGAGAUACUGCAACAGAGGAAGACAUCCACACAGGAAGAGUAAGAGUGAAUUCCUAGGGAGUGUUAAGUUAAUGAGGAGAGGGCUCUCCGUUUGUUGCAGCCUGCCUGUGGGGAUUCAGAAGCAUUCUCAAAGAGAACAAUGUUGUUGGAGGAUUGUCGUUGAGGUAAUUUUCCAGUGAAUAUGUCAGUGAAGUAGUCCUUGGUUUUCGGAUUACUUUUCUGGCAAUAUCCCCAGAACCAGUUGGACAGGGACACUGAAAUUCCUACUGGGUAUAUUAGCCAGAGAACUCAAAGUGCCAGUUAAGGGUGGCUCGUCACAGCCUGAAAAAUAACCAACAGCUGGACUCGUGAGUAAAAACAAUUCUAUUUUGGGGAAAAAAAAAGCUGUGCCAAAAUUGACUGGUGCAUAAUCUCAUUACUAGUGAAGUGAAAAUCAGCUUGGAGAAGCGUGGUGGCUCCUGAUAGAUUCAGGCUGAAGGUUACAGCCAGGUAGCCAGGACCUACCACCCUCCUCUUUGGGUCACUCUUUUGGUUCUGUAUUUCUUGCUCCUUCCCCCAACUCGGGUACUGCAAUGAGUUUGCAUGUGGUGACCUGCUGUACCAUUUGGAGAUGAGCGUCAGUCGUCUUCAGGGUAGGCGGUUCUACUGCCGAGACUGGGCCCUGUACAAGCUCCAGCACUGGCUGGAGACCCGAGCCUCUGGCAGGAUUUUAGGGGUUCUGGUGACGGGAGGUCCUGGCAGUGGGAAAACCGCCUUUUGCACUGAAGUGCUUUGGCCAACAUCAGAGGCCGGGACCCGUGUUGACCUGGCCUCCCGCUGCCUGGCCCACCACUUCUGCCAGCGAGAAGAUGAGAGAACAGUGUCCGUGCCGGAGUUCAUACUGGGUUUAGUGGAGCAGCUCCGGCGCAGUCCCUUACUCCCUGGGUAUUUUGAGAAACUGGAGGAGCCCUCGGUGAAGGCCGCCUUGGAGCCGAACCAGUGUGAAAAGGACCCUGAUGAAGCAUUCAAGAGGACAGUUCUUUUGCCCCUGCUGGACUUGCCUCUUCCAUCUCAGAACUUGCUGCUGAUUGUGGAGUCACUGGACUCGGGACCUGUAGCAGGAGCAGGCCAGGAGGGGCAUGCAGCAGGGAAGAGCAGAACCAUCGCUGAGCUUCUCUCCAGUCACCAGCAGCUUCUCCCGCCAUGGCUACUGCUUGUUUGCUCUGUCCGCCGACAGAACAAAGCACUCCACAAGAUGUUCUUAGGUUUUCGAAAGCUUUGCCUGGAUGAUCUACGCAAGGCUCACACAGUGCGUGAUGUACAGCAGUACAUUCUGUGGAGGUUGGACCAGGAGAGGGCACUGCGGAGGCACCUAACGCAUGAGACAGCUGACAUGCUGAACCAGCUACAUAUAAAGAGCAACGGCUGCUUCCUCUUUCUGGAGCGUGUGCUGGACGGAGUAGCUGAGAACUUUGUAGCCAUCCGUGAGAUCCGUGAUAUCCCAGGCACCCUUAAUGGGCUGUAUCUCUGGCUGUGCCAACGGCUUUUUCCCAGGAAGCUUUUUUCCAGGGUGCAGCCCUUACUGAAUGUCCUGUUGGCCUCUCCACGGCCACUCAACCUGGAGGAACUUUAUACUGCAGUGUGGACAAGAGACACCACCCUUACUCCAAUCGACUUCCAUCACCAUCUAGAUGCCUUGUCUAAGCUACUGGUGGAUGGGCCUAGCAGCACCAAGCUUCUGUUCCAUGCAAGCUUUGCAGAAUGGCUGAUGGAUGUUAAAUACUGCACACAAAAGUACUUGUGCAGUCUGGCUGAGGGUCAUGCCAUGCUGGCCAUGUCACUAACCCUCCGUGGGCCGCAGCUGUCCCCGAAUGAGAUACACCAGCUCGCUUUUCACCUCGUGAACUCGAACCUGCAGCCUGAAAACCCCACCCUGCUGGCACUAUGGAUGGUAUGGUGUGGAAUCCCUUCUUUAGCAGACAAUUCCCUUACCAACGAACCCUUCCCUCCGACCUCUGCCCAACAGGUGCUGCAACUGCUAGUAAAGGCUGGAGCUUACCCUGCUUCUUCCUCUGGUCGUGUCCGCAACUGGAGCUCUAGUGUUGGCUGCGCAGUCAGUGGCGGGAUGAUCCGGAAGGCUCUAGAGCAGGAAGAUUCAGUACGAGUUCUACUGGAAAAUGGGAUGAGUGUCAAUCAGAUGGAUCCAGGGGAUGGGCGCACCUUGCUGGCCAGUGCAGCACAUGCAGGCUCUACAGAUGUGGUUGCUUUCCUCCUAUCCAAAGGAGCUGAUGCACAGAUCCAGGACCACCAGGGACAAACCCCUGUGAUGCUGGCAGCGCGUCAGGGUCAUGCCAGAGUGAUUCAGUGUUUGCUGGAGUGGGCCCAGCGGGAGGAAGCGGUCCCGCAUCUUGUUAACCAUGCAGACCGAGAGGGUUGGACUGCACUGCGUUCUGCAGCAUGGGGAGGACAUGCUGAGGCUGUCAGGAUCCUACUGGAGGCUGGUGCAGAGGUGGAUGGCAGUGACUGUGAAGGCCGGACUGCCCUGAGGGCUGCAGCUUGGGGAGGACACGAGGAAAUCCUUUGCACUCUUUUGAACUAUGGGGCCCAAGUGGACCAACCGGACCGGGAGGGUAGAACGCCGCUAAUUGCUGCAGCCUAUAUGGGCCAUAAGAAGACAGUAGAAUUGCUGCUUGACCAUGGUGCCCAGGUAGACGUGCAAGACUCAGAUGGGCGUACAGCCCUAUCAGUGGCAGCUCAAUGUGUACCUUCAGCAGCUGGACUUGGCUAUUGCGAGGUGGUGGGUCUCUUGUUAGAGCGAGGGGCGGAUCCAGGACAUAAGGACCGUGAUGGGAUGACACCACUGCUUCUGGCGGCAUAUGAGGGCCAUGCAGAAGUGGUGGAACUCCUUCUAGAGGCUGGGGCAGAUGUGGAUGAAGCUGCUGGGUCUCAGCGAGGUAGCCACAUCUCUACUGCUGUUACACCACUGCUGGCCGCUGCCUCAAUGGGCCAUGUGUUUGUAGUGAACACUCUACUGUUUUGGGGAGCUGCUGUGGAUGCCAUUGAUGGUGAGGGACGCACAGCACUUAGCCUGGCUGCUGCCCAAGGAAAUGUGGAGGUGGUACGGACACUGCUGGACCGCGGACUGGAUGAAAAUCACAGAGACGAUUUGGGAUGGACCCCGUUACAUUCAGCAGCCUGCGAAGGUCACCUUGCGGUAUGUGCAGCUCUGACAAAGCAAGGUAGUGCAGCCAGAGUGACUGAAGUGGAUAAUGAUGGGAGGACCCCACUGGUCCUGGCUGCACAAGAGGGACAUUGCGAUUGUGUGAGGCUCCUUCUGAAAAGACAUUCACCCCUGGACCACCGAGGGUAUGAUGGACGUUCUGCUUUGAGUGCAUCUGCACUAGAGGGACAUGUCGAUGUUGUGGAGCUACUGCUAAGGUGUGGCUCAGAGCUGGAUGUGAGGGAUGCAGAAGGAAGGCCCCUGUUAUACCUCCUGGUGCUUGAGGGGCUUCACAACAUGGUUGGGCUCCUACUGGAGAAAGGGGGUGUUCCUUUAGAGUCCAGGGACACGGAGGGCAGGACUGCCCUACAUGUGGCCUCCUGGCAAGGACAGCUUGAGUGUGUGAGCUUAUUGCUCUGUCACAGUGCAGAUGCCAACGCACUGGAUGGGAAGGGACGCUCUCCCUUGCACUCUGCUGCCUGGCAAGGCCAUGCAGUGAUAGCUCGGCUCUUGAUUGAAUCUGGGGCUGCCAAUGUGGACCAGGCUUGCCGCCAGCACGGAGCCACAGCACUGUGUAUUGCUGCCCAAGAAGGUCACACAGCGGUGGUGAGUGUCCUGCUUGAGAAAGGGGCCAAUCCGAACCAUAUAGAUCUGUACAGACGCACGCCUGCCGAAGUAGCCGGGAAAAGGGGCCACGGCAAGAUUGUCCGCUUGCUGGAGAGCUACGGGGCGCCCCCCUACUGUGGCUUCCUGCCCCCUUCCCCUCUUCAGCAGCAAAAAACAUCCACCAUGAAGACCCAUUCCCCAGGCAUCACGUCUGCCAGUUCAGGAAAUUCGAAAGAUGCAUCUAUGGAACUUAGACAGCCUCCUUGCCAUCAGCACCCCCAUCACAUGUCCAGCUCUCCCUCAGGCUCCCCAGAAUCUACGACUGAGAGGUGCAAUUCCCUGGUGACGUCAGAAAACUCCCUCCAGAGUUCCAAAACGUCUUCCUCAACCUACCACUCCCUGGCCACGGCCCAAACAGUCCCAGUUGACAGUCUGAGUUUCACACAUCAGAUCCAACAACAUUCUUUGCCACGCAGCAGAAAUCGCCACUCAAACCUGGUGUCUCCAACUUCCUCUCUGUACAUCAGUGAUGGCAAACCCAAAACCAUCCCACUACAGUCAGAGCCCUCCACUGCCCCCACAACUCCCUAUAGGCAUCGGACUCCUCUCUCCAGCCCUACCCUGGGAAAAAGCAUCAUGAACAGCCCAAAGGCCAAGACCCCAACUAACAUGAACGUGGGGGUUCUCAGCAGUGUCCCAGAGAAGACGGACAGCCCCCAACCUACUGGAGGUGGGAAGUGGAACUCCUUCAUGGCUUCUCUGGGGGUGACCCCAGGACACGACAGCCCCAUAAGACCUUUUAGAGGCUGGGACAGCCCUCCUCUGGGUUACCCUGCUGUAGUGGAGUCCCAGCAGAAAAAUGGAGAAGCACCUUGCAAGCCGUUUGUCUCCACGCCUAGCAAAACCACAACCGGAAUCCCUCACAGUGCCUUGGUACCCGAGCCGCUGAUUGCCAUAACAACACUGGACCCCCAGCUGAACCUCAAGCAGGCCAUUAAGCUGCAGUUUGAGGGACCGACCAGUGCACUGAGCUACAAGAGAGAGACCCCCAUGUGAGGGUGAGAAACCAGGGUUAAGCAGGAGCUGGGGCAUUGGAAAGAAUCAUAUACUGUAGAAAUCACUUUAUUGGGAAUCUGUGAAGAUGAAAGAAGGGAAGGGCAAAAAGACAACCAGGGCCAGGGCUCCAAAGUAUCUCUUUACCCUUCCCUUUGGUCCCCAAAUCUAAUUGCUGGAUGCCACAUCAGGAGCAAGUUGGUUGCUAACAUAUUCAACUGUUUAAAAUACAACAACUUGCUAAGACACUAAAAUGAUACUAAAACAGUAACUUCUUCUUCAUGUCUGUGCUCGCUUGUUUGUUGCCUUAUUCUACUGAAUGGUUAAUCUAUGCAGCUGAUGACUGCAAUGAACUCAGCUAUGAUAUUUUGCAAGUGUUGUGUAUGGAGUUUGUGACUGUCACUUUAGUUGUGUAGAACUAUGGCCAAAAUUUUUGGAUCACCCUACAGAAUUAACUAAUUUGGCUUCAUAAAGUGGAAUGAAACAUGCUGAAUAUUUUGUUAACAUUGAAU
Molecule: messenger RNA, 5905 nt
Organism: Polyodon spathula (Mississippi paddlefish)
Lineage: Eukaryota; Metazoa; Chordata; Actinopteri; Acipenseriformes; Polyodontidae
Gene: ankrd50l
Product: ankyrin repeat domain 50-like
Exons: 4
Coding region: 1146-5396 (1416 amino acids)
Molecular function (GO): protein binding
Source: RefSeq, a predicted model, not a curated record